AUGAUUCAAACAAUUAAUCAUGGAAAUGCUUUUAUGUCAACAUAUGAAACAAAUUAUCAAUAUAUUUCUUUAUUACCUAAAGAUGUAACUUAUGCAUAUACAGAAUCAAUGAUUUAUGAUGAUAAUUGUUCAUGCGGUUUAUAUUCAAAUUGUACAACACAAGCAAGUUUUAUUGAACACAAUUCAUCAAAAACGAUGCCAAUUCAAGGUUUAAAAAUGGGUUGUUUGCCAAGUGAAUCAUUUCAUUUUUCAACUCUUGAAUGUUUUUAUAAUCAAUCAUGUCUUAAUCUUCUUUAUCAAUAUACAAAUUAUGAAAAUUCUUCAAAUCCUAUUUUAAUCAUAUCGGAUGAUUUUCCAUUAAAUAUGACAAUUAAUCAAUUAAUCAAUUAUUCAUUUACUGGUAAAUGGUUAAUACAACCAAAUUACUUAUCGUAUUAUUAUCAAUGUUUACCUUCAAUAUGUUCAUAUACUUACAUCGAAAAAUUUAAUUUAUUGUAUAUCAUUACUCUUUUUCUUAGUCUUCAAGGUGGUUUAACAUUAGUUCUUACAUGGAUUUCUCCAAAAUUAAUUCGAAUUCUAGCAAAAACAUAUAAUUAUUAUCGAAAAAAACAAAGAAUACUAGUUCAUCCUGACACUUCUCUUGCAAUUCAAUCAAAUAAUAUGAAUGUUCAAACAUCAGAAUCUAUUAUUAUUUCAUCAAUUCGACGUUCUUCGAAGAAAAUUUGCGUAACUAUCUCAUUAGUAUUGUUACUCAUAGGUAUUAUUAUCUUUUCAAUUUAUUAUGCUCGAAAUGUUUCCGUAUUGAAUAAAACAACAGAUACGAAUUUGAAUAUAACAACAACACCAAUAUCAAUAGUUUCAACUACAUCAGAAUUGUUUUAUCAACAUAAGUUUCAAUAUAUAUCCACCAAUCUUUCUUGCUUUGAACUUCAUUAUAUUCCUUUCCAUCCGGUCACUGGUGACUUCAACAAUGAUAAUCUAGUGGAUCUUGUAUAUUCUUGUAGACAUAGUCCAAAUGAGAAAAUAUUUAUAUUAUUGAAUGAUGGAAAUGGAAGAUUUCAAAAUUCAUUUAUAGUAUCAUUACCAAAAUUUCACUCAAUUAAAUUUAUUGGUAUAGCUAAUUUUAAUAAUGAUAAUCGAUCUGACAUACUUGUCACAUACAAUGAUGAAUCGCAAAGUGAAUUCACAAUUUUAUUGGGAAAUGGGAAUGGUACAUUCUAUGAAAAUUCACAAGUAUUGCCGUUGAAAAAUUUUCCUAUAAACGAAAUUUAUCUUGCUGAUUUUAAUAAUGAUAAUCAAGUUGAUGUACUUUUAACACCAAAUAUUCUAACAACAAAAAAUCUGCUUGUUUUAUUAGGAAAUGGAAAUGGAACAUUUCAAUUAGAAAUGAUGUUAUCAUCUAUAAUAUUUAGUGAUCGAAUACAAAAUGUGUAUAUAAAAGAUCUGAAUAAUGAUAACAUAUUGGAUAUUAUUGUUAAUUUUGGAUGGGAUAAAAAUAUUGGUGUUAUGUUCGGCCAAGGAAACGGAUUAUUUUCAUUAGAACAUUUAUUAUUUACAGAAAAGAUGAUUUACUCAUGGAAAAUGGCUGCUGAUAAUAUAAAUAAUGAUCAUUAUCUUGAUAUUGUUUUAUUUGAUGAAGAUUCUAAACAUAUUUAUGUUUUAUUUGGAAGUGAAAAUGGAACGUUUCAAGCGCAAAAACCAUUUUUUACUACUAUAAUCAAUUUCUAUUAUUUUCUGGUGAUUGAUGAUUUUAAUAAUGAUAAUCAAUCUGAUAUUGCUUUUUUUUAUCAAUUAAUCGAAUUUGAAUGUAUGAUUUAUCAUUAUUAUAAUAAUACUUUUAAAAGAAAUGAAAAAAUCAAUUUGAAAUUAAGUGGAGAAUUGGAUACAGUUCUUGUAAAUGAUAUAAAUAAUGAUAAUUAUUUAGAUAUUGUACUUGGUACUACAAGCCCUUAUAGUAUUUAUGUUUUAUUUCGAUAUGAAAAUCAUCGUUUUUAUCUACAGAUGAUUUAUUCAAGUGACUAUGAAGCUACUCCAUAUUGGUUUUCUCUUCUUGAUUUUAAUAACGAUAAUCAUACAGAUAUAAUCAGUUUUAAUGAUGAAUCUAUGACUAUUGAUGUGUUUUUAAAUGAACAUUAA
Molecule: messenger RNA, 2136 nt
Organism: Adineta ricciae
Lineage: Eukaryota; Metazoa; Rotifera; Eurotatoria; Adinetida; Adinetidae
Source: the annotation of a GenBank genome assembly